Molecule: messenger RNA, 696 nt
Organism: Penicillium egyptiacum
Lineage: Eukaryota; Fungi; Ascomycota; Eurotiomycetes; Eurotiales; Aspergillaceae
Source: the annotation of a GenBank genome assembly
AUGAUCGGGCUUCUCGCCAUUACCUCCAUCCCAACGGUGACAGGUGUAUCCCUCGCUACCAGCGAGCAGCGCAAAGCAAACCAGCGCAAAGAGGAGGCCCGUCGCAUGGUGAAGUUCAACAUCGUAGCAGAAUGCGAUGGUGACACAGAUGAUGACCGCGAGUUAAACGAGAUGAGUGUUGUUGUAAGAAACGAGAAGGUCUAUCUCGCCGAUCCAGAUCCCUCCAAACGAUCCCCGCCAGCUUUCACGGCCCUGGCCUUCUAUAUUGAGUAUCCGGAACCAGAAGAAUUGAAAUAUCUCAAGCGCGAGCGCGGCCUCGGCCUCCCAACUUACGUUCAAGACGACCCGCCCCUUCUCAAUUGGAUCUACGCAGAUACCGAAACGCAUGAGUUACGGUACGGAAACCGAUCGCAGAGUGUGGAGCAGCUGGUCGAGCCGUGGGACUGGUGUAAAAAUGAAAGGAUCAUUUCGCUCAAGGGAAAACAGAAUGCUUUCAUUGCGGUUGAAGAGGAGGAGGGUCAAUGGGCGCUUUAUUAUGAUUUUGAUGGUGAUGAGCUUGCGCGCGUUCUUGAGGAGCAGGGAAUGUUAGAUUACGCUUUUGUGCCUGUCAAGCUGGUGAGGAAGGUCGUUGAGGAGAAGCCGCCGUCGCCGCCACCUGCUGCUCAGGGCCAGGGGAAUGGUCAGAGUCAGAAGUAG